CAGCACGCAGGAUACCCGCUCACACACACACACACACACACACACACACAUGCACACGCACACGCGCGCGCACUGCUGCCCGCUGGAGACCAGUUAAAUCCGCAAGAAAACUGCAGACGCGCACCAGAGCGCUCGCGUAACCCGGCCGAUAGGAAGCACCGCGCGGGACUAGCGGACACCGGGCGGGACCGUUUAUGUUCCCGUUCCUCGUUUAGUUCGUGAAGCACUUUUUCCUUUUUCAUUUGUCUGUAAUCAUCGCGGUGACACCGGAGAGAAGAACACAACACGAGAGACGGAGGCGGCGGCUGGACGUUCGGUGCUCUCCGGCGUGCGGCUCUUAUAAAGAGCUACGACGCGUUAACGGAAGGCCUGUUUGUGGUCCGUCCCGGCCCGAGGCCCCUGGUUUCACUCAUCCGCCUCGGCGUGGGGAGGGAAGAAAAAACAAAGAUAAAAGGGCCGUACGAAUGAGGCCGUGGAGACGCUGGACUGCGGUGCUGCUGGCGCUGCUGGCGCUGGAGGCUUCGGCGCAGAAGCUGCCCACCAGGGACGAGGGGCUCUUCCAGAUGCAGAUCAGAGACAAGUCGCUGUUCCACGACUCCUCCGUCGUCCCGGACGGAGCCGAGAUCAGCGGCUACCUGUUCAGGGACACGCCCAAGAGGUACUAUUUUGUGGUGGAAGAAGACAACACACCCCUGUCUGUGACCGUGACACCCUGUGAUGCUCCUCUGGAGUGGAAGCUCACGCUGCAGGAGCUGCCCGAGGAGGCCAGCGGAGAGGCAUCAGGAGAGCCUGAACCUCUAGACGAGCAGAAGCGGCAGAUGACCGUGGACGAGGGGACGGAGCUCUUCACCUACAAGGGCAACGACGUGGAGGCGUACGUGGCCACCAGCACCCCCGCCGGCCUCUACCAGCUGGAGCUGCUGUCCACAGAGAAAGACAGCAACUUCAAGGUGUACGCCACCACCACGCCAGAGUCCGACCAGCCCUACCCGGAGCUGCCCUUCGACCCCCGCGUGGACGUGACCGCGCUGGGCCGCACCACCGUCACCCUGGCCUGGAAGCCCACGCCGACGGGCUUUCUGAUGGGCCAGCCCGUCCAGUACUGCGUGGUGAUCAACAAGGAGCACAACUUCAAGAGCAUGUGUGCCGCUGAGGCCAAGAUGAGCGCGGACGACGCCUUCAUGUUGGCGCCGAAGCCCGGCAGAGACUUCAGCCCGUUCGACUUUGCCCACUUUGGCUUCGUGCCCUCCGACAACGUCUUCGGCAAGGAGCGCGGCCUCACGAGCAACAGGAUCUCCCGGGCGCACGCGACCAAGCCCAAAGCGCUGGACCUUCAGAAGGUGUGCAUCGGCAACAAAAACAUCUUCACCGUGUCGGACCUGAAACCGGACACGCAGUACUACUUUGACGUGUUCGCCGUGAACUCCGCGACCAACACCAGCACGGCGUACGUGGGCACCUUCGCCCGCACCAAAGAGGAAGCCCGUCAGAAGACGGUGGAGCUGAAGGACGGCAGGGUGUCCGACGUCUUCAUCAAGCGGAAGGGCAGCAAGUUCCUGCGCUUCGCCCCGGUGUCCUCGCACCAGCGGGUCACCCUGUCCGUCCACGCGUGCCUGGACGCCGUGCAGGUGCAGGUGCGGCGCGACGGCAAGCUGCUGCUCUCUCAGAACGUGGAGGGGGUGCGGCAGUUCCAGCUGCGCGGCAAGCCGAAGGGCAAGUACCUGAUCCGUCUGCGGGGCAGCAGGAAGGGCGCCUCCACCCUGAAGGUGCUGGCCACCACCCGGCCCAGCAGCAAGCAGCCCUUCCCGUCGCUCCCGGAGGACACGCGCAUCAAGGCCUUCGACAAGCUGCGCACCUGCUCCUCCGCCACCGUGGCCUGGCUGGGCACGCAGGACCGCAACAAAUACUGCAUCUACCGCAAGGAGGUGGCCGAGAGCUACGGCGAGGAGCAGCGGCGCCGGGAGCAGAACCAGUGCGCCGGGCCGGAGACCCGCAGGAAGUCGGAAAAGGUCCUGUGCAAGUACUUCCACAGCCCGAACCUGCAGAAAGCGGUGACCACGGAGACCAUCGCGGGCCUGGAGGCGGGGAAGACCUACCUGCUGGACGUUUACGUGGUGGGACACAGUGGUCACUCGGUGAAGUACCAGAGCAAACUGGUGAAGACGAGGAAAUAUUGCUAAAUGACUCUGCAAAGAAAAAAAAUCUAUUACAAAUAUAUAUAUAUAUAUAUUAAAUAAGUUUAUUUAACUCUAAGUGAUAUUCUACUAAGGAGUGUAUACAGACUGACUACUCACACGAGCGGAGGCGGCCUGUGGCGGUGACUGUUUGUAGAGAGAGAUAUCAAACUGUAUAUUUAUGUUCACGUUUCAUCGGGGGCCCCUGCGGGCGGCCUGUUUUUCCACCGGGGAGGCGGAGCUUGAGGGAAGGUCACCUCUCUUUGCCGCUGCACGACGCUCGGCUCUCGCCGGUCCCAUCUGUGCGUUCUCCAACCGGCCGCCCCGCGUUGUAUAGAUCUCUCACUGCGUGUUCACUACGUGUUUUAGGAGGAAUUUAAAUUAUUUUAUACUUUUCAACUCUCUCGUUCUUUUUUCCGUGAUUGUUUUUAUCGACGACGAUGAUAACUGUAAAAUUGGAAACUGUAAAUUGCAGUUUUCCGAUGAAGCCGUCGUAGUUUGGACAUUCCCUUGUGUAUCUCAGUGUUUGCUGUUCGUGUAAAUGUCUUCUGUGCCGGAGGUCUGUGUUAUUACCACUGUAUCGCUGUGGGAGUGUGUGUGUGUGCGUGUGCGUGCGUGCGUGUGUGUGUCACAUGUACAGUUGUCCUGCCAAUAUUCAUGUACAUAAACACUAAAUAUAGAACCAGUAAUCUCUCUGUCA
Messenger RNA from Gasterosteus aculeatus aculeatus (three-spined stickleback), 2874 nucleotides. RefSeq names its product neuron-derived neurotrophic factor (gene ndnf). NCBI's taxonomy places the organism in Eukaryota, Metazoa, Chordata, Actinopteri, Perciformes, Gasterosteidae. Gene Ontology annotation, molecular function: heparin binding; protein binding. The record is from RefSeq and is a predicted model, not a curated record. Gene Ontology annotation, biological process: extracellular matrix organization.